GGCGGGCUGACCGAGCAGGUGUUCCGCGGUCACAUCACUGCACCCAUAGCGAGGUAAACAUUAACCAGCAGAGGCUGUUUGGGCGUCAAAGAAACUUUUUGCUGGAAAGAGGAACAUGGCGAUAGUCAGGUCCGUGCAGGCUGAAGGACGUAUGCUGUACAGGAGGUUUUCAGAGAGCAGCGACAAAGGCUGGUUCCGAUCCUUAUUUGUGCACAAAGUCGAUGCCAGGAAAGAUGCUCACUCCAACCUGCUUUCAAAGAAGGAGACCAGCAACUUGUAUAAGAUCCAGUUUCAUAACAUCAAACCUGAAUGCCUAGAAGCAUACAACAGUCUAGAGGCCGAAGUGCAGAAGAAGCUCCAUGAGGACCAGGACUACCCAUGUGAGGUGGUUGGAAGCUGGAAUACCUGGUAUGGAGAACAGGAUCAGGCUGUGCAUCUGUGGCGAUACAGAGGAGGCUACCCAGCUCUGACUGACUGUCUACAGAAGCUGAGAGCUAACAAGGAGUACUUAGAGUUUCGGAAUGAGAGGGCCAAAAUGUUGCUUUCAAGGCGAAAUGAGCUGCUUCUGGAGUUCAGUUUCUGGAAUGAACCACUACCCAGACAAGGACCAAACAUCUAUGAAAUGCGCACCUAUUACCUCAAGCCUGGAACCAUGAUUGAAUGGGGUAAUCGCUGGGCGAGGGCAGUCAAGCACAGACAAGAAAACAGUGAGGCAGUGGGCGGGUUCUUCACGCAGAUUGGUCAACUGUACGUUGUUCAUCACCUGUGGGCUUAUGAAAGCCUCCAGUCCAGAGAGGAGACAAGAAACGCUGCCUGGCGAAAAGAAGGAUGGGAUGUAAAUGUGUAUUAUACAGUGCCUUUGGUGCGAAGUAUGGAAUCAAGAAUUAUGAUUCCAACCAAGAGUUCACCAUUACAAUGAGAAGAUGAUGAUUCAGUGGCUAAAAUCUGAUGCUCUUUGGUCUAACUGUACUUAGCACCUGUAUGAUCUGUGUUACUUCAGGUAUUAGUACAAAACUUCUGAUUCUGUGUUUGCGCUGCUGCCAAAGUCGGAAGGAAAGUGCAGUGUGUUUGUGUGUAUGUUCAUUAUGCAGAGCCUGGAAAAACUCAGAUUUAUGAGAGUUUAGUUCAAAUAUGUCAGGAGAAAAACAUGUGUGUGUGGUACUGUACUAUUGAGGAAUAUUUACAUUAUGAUUUAGUGGAGUGAAAGGAGGUAUGUUUGCUCUGUUUGUUUUCUUAAUUAAUGUGAUGUAAUGUUUGGGUUUUUUUGGGGGGAGCUCCACCUAGAUCUUUAUGAAUCUACUUUUGAAUGUACGUUGAUGACUUAGUGAAUGAGCUCAUGCUAAGCUUUUCAACAAUGACUGUAAAACAACUGUUUGAUUAAGAAAAUAAAAGCCUACCUCACUGAUUUAUCAAAGGAUCUUCCAGUUCAACCUUGUGCGCCCAGUUUUGCCAUUAAACACGUAUGCUGUACAAUCAUUCCCCCCUGGGAAAGGAACAGUUCAAAGAAAUCAUUAAAAGCCCAAAUUACCAAUGCCAUUCAUGCCCAUGAUGACGUAAAACCCACACUAGUCUAAACCAGGAGUUCUUUUUCCCAAUCUGGGGUGAGGGAAUACUAGGUG
Archocentrus centrarchus (flier cichlid) is the source of this 1619-nucleotide messenger RNA. It is a transcript of the gene nipsnap1, whose product is annotated as nipsnap homolog 1 (C. elegans). The transcript has 10 exons. NCBI's taxonomy places the organism in Eukaryota, Metazoa, Chordata, Actinopteri, Cichliformes, Cichlidae. Gene Ontology annotation, cellular component: mitochondrion. The coding region runs from base 116 to 919 and encodes 267 amino acids. The record is from RefSeq and is a predicted model, not a curated record.